AUGACAUCACCGUUACAGGAUCGCUGAGGACUUGCAGAAAGCGGAGAAGAUGCUUGAGCAGGAGCGCCACGCGCAUGAGGAAUUGAAGAGGAGUUUUAACCAAGUCCAAGAGAGAAAUGCGAAAAUGGAGCGUGAGCUCGCAGAUGAGGUGAACAAGCUGAAGAGACGCCAUGCCGACGAGCUGAAAAAUUCGGAAAGACUGGUCGAAUUAGAGCGCAGUGCCCAUGAGCACACUAAGAGUCUUAAAACUCAGUCUCGAGAAAUGUUGUUUUUCUACCUUUUUUCUACCUCUUUCUUGACGUGCUUAACUUUUAAGCAGCAGUUUUCUACAUACCGGGAUUCGAUGCAGCAGUCUAUGGGUCAGAAAUUAGCCGAACUUCAAGAGUGAGUUAUUCUAUCCUCUUUCUCAUCUUCGUUGUCUGCCUUCUUUCCUUUGGAAAAGUUUCACUUGUCGUUCGUAAGCAAAGAAAGACGACUCACCACUGAUAUGUCGGAUAAAGAUCAACAAAUCAUACAGCUUCAAGGAGAGAAAGAGCUGCUGUGCUGUCGCCUGUGUGAAAAGGAAAAGCUUCUCGAGCUCAGUAAUAAAAAUCUGGAGAAGAGCGAAAAGGAGCUGGAGGUCUUGCGCGCCGCCAAGGCAGAAGGGGAUCGUGCCAUAAAGGAACUCGCAGGUCAUCAUAACCAGAAGCAGAAGAUCAGUUACUUGGAGAAGGUUCGUCUUGA
Molecule: messenger RNA, 723 nt
Organism: Haemonchus placei
Lineage: Eukaryota; Metazoa; Nematoda; Chromadorea; Rhabditida; Trichostrongylidae
Source: the annotation of a GenBank genome assembly